UUAUCGGUGAACUUUCAACAGUUAAGGUUGUAAAUACUUUUCUUUUGAAGCUCUAAUUAGUGCGUUGCUACAAAAUAUAACAAAUUUUGAUAACGGCGAUAUUGCCAAUAAAAAUAACGUCAUUAUAACAAGACAUUUUAAACGUCAUUAUCUAAUUAAAUUAACAAAGAAAAAAAAAGACUCUAAAUAAUCUUUAUUCUAUACCAAAUUUUAAAGAUUACAAAUAGAUUAAUAUUUUUUUUCUCGGAUUAAUAGUCAUUUUUAAUUUAAAAAAGAAGACGUAGCUAUAGGAAGCUAUACAAUAAUGUCAAAUCGAAAUACUUAUAAAAUGGAACUUAAUGAAGAAAUUGAAUCAUCAGAGAAAUCAGGUCCUGAAGGGAAAUUUUCUUUAAUUAAUGAUGAUAUAACAAUAACAACACAAAAUAAACCAAAAAGUGAAAUAUUUGAAAUGAUACGUAAAAUUAGUAUUACAAAUCCACCAAUAACACAACAACAGAUUAAUAAUCAAGAUCAAUUAUCAGAAUCCGAUUCAAAACUUUUAAAACCAGGUAGUAAAAUAAAACCAGAAGUUAAUAAAACAGAUAUUGAAAAUUUAUCUGAAAGAUUAUAUGGUAUUACACCAAAAAAUAUAAAAGAAUUGAAGUCAUAUGAUGAUCGUAAUUUUUUAAUAGAUGUUGAUGCAUCAAUAAAAAAUCCAAUAUUAACAAAUACAUGGUCACAUGGAUACGUUCUGAAAGUUUUAAAUUCCUUAGAUUCUGAAAAAGUUCAAUUUAUUGAAGCUCAAACUGAGAUAAUGCUUCAUUUAAGAGAAAAUGGUUUAACGUGUUCAAAUCCAGUUAAAAAUGUUUAUGGAAAAUAUUAUUCAGUUGAAAAUUUAAAUGGAAAGAAUCAUGUUGUCCGAUUAUUAGAGUAUAUACCAGGAGAAAUGUUUCAUCAAAUUGAUAAAACCAAACAUAUUUAUUAUCAAUGUGGUGAAUAUAUUGCUAAUAUGGACAGAAUUUUAAAGAGAUUUCAUCAUGAUGCUUAUAAAAAUCAUAAAUCUAUAUGGCAAUUGGAAGCUGUACCAAAAUUAAAAGAUUUUCUUUUUGUUUUACAAGAUCAUGGACGAAAAGAAAUUGUUGAACAAGUUAUAGAAGCAUUUGAAAAGAAAGUAUUAAAAAAUUUUGAUCAAUAUGAAAGCGGUGUAAUACAUGGUGAUUUCAAUGAACAAAAUAUAUUAGUUGAAAUACCAAAAGGUUUAAAAGAUUAUCAUAUUAUUGGUGUUAUUGAUUUUGGUGAUACACAUAUUGCACCAUUAAUAUUUGAAUUAGCAAUCGCAAUGACUUAUAUGAUGUUAGAAGAAAAAGAUUUAGCUACUGGUGGUUUAGUAAUUGCUGGAUAUUCAUCAAUUCGUGUUAUCAGUCUUAUGGAAAAAGAAAUUUUAAAAGAAUGUGUUGCUGCUAGAUUAUGUCAAAGUCUUGUUUUAGGUGCAUAUACACAUUCUUUAGAUCCAGGUAAUGAUUAUGUUUUAACGACACAAGAAGCUGGUUGGAAUUUACUUGAAUCAUUAUGGAAAGAAAAUUUAAAUAAAAUUGAUGAGAUUUGGGAUAAUACAGCUGAUGAAUAUUUAAAACAAAGUUUUAAAUAAUAUAAAAUUUAAUUGAAAUAUAAAAUUUGAUGAAAUACAUACAUAUUUAAAAAAAAAAAUUAUAUGAAUGGUCAAUUACUUGAAUCAAAAUAAUUAAAGUCAAUUAAGAACAUACUAUACACAUACAUUAUUGUAAAAGAUUCAAUUAUAGAUUAGUGCAUAAAUCUAAGUGAAUAAUAAAUUAUGUUAAAAUAAUAUGAAUAAAAAAAAAACUCC
Condylostylus longicornis is the source of this 1843-nucleotide messenger RNA. RefSeq names its product hydroxylysine kinase. The coding region runs from base 305 to 1627 and encodes 440 amino acids. The record is from RefSeq and is a predicted model, not a curated record. Gene Ontology annotation, molecular function: amino acid kinase activity. The transcript has 4 exons. Lineage: Eukaryota; Metazoa; Arthropoda; Insecta; Diptera; Dolichopodidae.